AUGGCGCUAUCGCCGCCCGUUCCCCCGAAUGGUCGGGUUCUCGUGUGUUGUUGGGGGGAUCUCCGGCCUCCCCUUUGCGAGGCGACAGAGGCUGCCCCCUCCGCUCCGGCUGCUCGAGCUCGGUCGCCGGGACCUGGCGCGACUUCCAUUCAGGCAAAGAGAUCCCCACAGACGGCGCCAAUGUUCGUUCGUCGGCUUCCGAACAGGUCGGGUGAACAGAAGAUGCAAAGGUGGAUAGGUGAGGAUGUCUUAGUCCUGGUCGCACAGAUUGGGGUGGCUGCUCGAAAUUCUUCAGGGAGUGACUAUCUUAGAAUUCACAACGAUGCACGUGCAAAAGUUGGUGUAGAGCCACUAAAGUGGGACCGGAAGCUGGCAAGACAUGCUAUGGGAUACGUGUAUAAAUACAUUUCACGUUGCAAUAUCAUUAGAUUUACGAAAUCUAAAUAUGGCCAAAACAUUGUACGCUUCAAGUAUUCAUCAGAAUUAGAUCGAACCGGAAAAGAUGCUGUGACUUUCUUUGUGAAUCAAGAAAGAUAUUACGACUACAAAACAAAUUCUUGCAUUGAUGACAAAAAUCAAUGUCUUUACUAUACACAGGUUGUUUGGCGUACAACUACUUCUGUAGGAUGUUCUGGAAACAAAUGCUUGAAUAAUCAAGGAACCCUUUUUACUUGUUAUUAUAGCCCUAAAGGCAACAUUCCAAAUGAGCGCCCCUAUUAA
This is a messenger RNA of Arachis stenosperma, 720 nucleotides long. Its product is annotated as pathogenesis-related protein PRB1-3-like. Bases 1 to 720 code for a protein of 239 amino acids. The record is from RefSeq and is a predicted model, not a curated record. Lineage: Eukaryota; Viridiplantae; Streptophyta; Magnoliopsida; Fabales; Fabaceae. The transcript has 2 exons.